GGUGAAGGUGGCCUUUCGAUUUACACACGUAUCUUAAUACACGUAUCUCAAGUUUGCAUCUAUCCUAGCUUCUUGAUCGUAUUGCGAUUUCCAUUCUUUACUCCACGCUGAGCUCGGGCAUUCCAAUGCGGCGUCUACGGUGAUUUUAUACAAUUCUCGCUAUUGGUUCUGGUUUUACCUUGCCAUUGACUUUUCCUACGGCCUACCUACCUACAUAACGUAGGUACUAAAAAAUAGACCUGGUCAAGGUUUUGUUCCCGUCGCGCAGAACUCGAGUUGAUCUGACCUGCGCAACCUAUCCGACAUGCCUCCGAAAUCGAGAUUCACAAGGCUAGAUGCCUUUACCAAGACCGUUGAGGAUGCGCGCAUACGAACUACCUCGGGCGGAAUCGUCACCAUCGUAUCCCUGAUCAUCGUUCUCUAUCUUGCCUGGGGGGAAUGGUCCGACUACAGGAGGAUAGUUAUCCACCCCGAACUUAUCGUCGACAAAGGCAGAGGAGAGCGCAUGGAAAUUCAUAUGAACAUCACCUUCCCAAGGCUGCCUUGCGAGCUCCUAACCCUUGACGUGAUGGAUGUCUCUGGUGAGCAACAGCAUGGUGUUUUACAUGGUGUGAAGAAAGUCAGACUGCAACCAAUUACGCAAGGCGGCGGCGUCAUCGAUGUGACCACUUUAUCUCUUCAUGGCAAAGAAGAAACCGCUGAGCACCUAGAUCCCAACUACUGCGGCCCCUGCUAUGGCGCCCCUGCUCCCGCUAACGCCGCGAAACCCGGCUGCUGUAAUACCUGUGACGAGGUUCGGGACGCGUACCAGCAGGCGUCUUGGGCUUUUGGUAGGGGUGAAGGUGUCGAGCAAUGCUUGCGGGAACACUACGCCGAGAGGUUGGACGAGCAGAGACACGAGGGGUGCCGAAUUGAGGGCGCGAUUCGCGUCAACAAGGUUAUUGGUAACUUUCACUUUGCGCCGGGUCGAAGUUUCAGCAGCGGCAACAUGCACGUUCACGAUCUGAAGAACUACUGGGAUAGCCCGGUUCGUCACUCAUUUGAGCACGAGAUCCACCAACUUCGCUUCGGACCUCAGCUCCCCGAAGACAUCACGCGGAAGCAUGCCAAAAACAGCCCUUGGACUAACCACCACAUCAACCCUCUUGACCAAGUCAAGCAGACUACCGAGGAUCCCGCCUUCAACUUCAUGUACUUUGUCAAAGUUGUCCCUACUGCGUAUCUUCCCCUAAGCUGGUCGACGGCGAACGGACAUAACAGACAACUUGACGACGAGAUCUGGUUGGGAGGCCUGGGCCACGCAACUGAUGGCAGCAUGGAGACUCAUCAGUACUCGGUCACAAGCCACAAGCGAAGCUUGGCUGGCGGCGAUGACGCAGCUGAGGGUCACCAAGAACGGAUGCACGCGAGAGGCGGUAUCCCAGGUGUAUUCUUUUCUUACGAUAUCUCUCCAAUGAAAGUGAUCAACCGCGAGGAACGUGCUAAAACAUUCACCGGCUUUCUAACAGGUCUAUGUGCUGUGAUCGGUGGUACGCUGACAGUAGCUGCGGCGGUUGAUAGGGGUGUAUACGAAGGUGCGACGAGGCUGAAGAAGCUUCAAUCAAAAAAUCUUUAGAGGGUGCUACUAGGUACUAUUUCAAGUGUAAAUUAAAUGCCUAGUUAUGAUGGGUUCUUUUGCUUGUUUCCGUAACGCAUAGGAAAAUGGAGUUGCCGGUUAGGUUUGGAAAUCAGUCUUAUCAGUCUUCCUAAUUGAGAUGCUCAAGUGUAAUGUUCCGCUAGUAGUUGUUAUUUUAAACUUGUGUCGAGAGUCAGCAUUGGCUUGUUUAGGGUAAUAUGUUUUUGCUUUUUGUGGAAGGAUUUGACUGCUCUCGAUAUAGCAUUUAAAGUUGUGGUGGCUUAGAUAAACACCUUUGAAUAGCACACGACCUUUAA
Messenger RNA from Daldinia loculata, 1932 nucleotides. Its product is annotated as DUF1692-domain-containing protein. Gene Ontology annotation, cellular component: endoplasmic reticulum; endoplasmic reticulum membrane; Golgi membrane. Bases 305 to 1615 code for a protein of 436 amino acids. Lineage: Eukaryota; Fungi; Ascomycota; Sordariomycetes; Xylariales; Hypoxylaceae. The record is from RefSeq and is a predicted model, not a curated record. The transcript is spliced from 4 exons. Gene Ontology annotation, biological process: endoplasmic reticulum to Golgi vesicle-mediated transport; retrograde vesicle-mediated transport, Golgi to endoplasmic reticulum.